Molecule: messenger RNA, 1250 nt
Organism: Acomys russatus (golden spiny mouse)
Lineage: Eukaryota; Metazoa; Chordata; Mammalia; Rodentia; Muridae
Gene: Psat1
Product: phosphoserine aminotransferase 1
Exons: 9
Coding region: 102-1214 (370 amino acids)
Biological process (GO): L-serine biosynthetic process
Cellular component (GO): cytoplasm
Molecular function (GO): pyridoxal phosphate binding; O-phospho-L-serine:2-oxoglutarate transaminase activity
Source: RefSeq, a predicted model, not a curated record
CGACUCUGCGGGCCGAAGCCCGCCCCACCCGUGCAUAGGAAGACGCGGGCAGUUCGUGUGGUCUCUGCUCCAGCUACUUCCCUGGCUGUCGCCUCAGCAUCAUGGACGCUGCCAAGCAAGUGAUUAACUUUGGGCCCGGGCCUGCCAAGCUGCCACACUCGGUAUUGUUAGAGAUUCAGAAACAGCUACUAGACUACAAAGGACUUGGCAUCAGUGUGCUUGAAAUGAGUCACAGGUCAUCAGAUUUUGCCAAGAUUAUUAACAACACGGAGAAUCUUGUGAGGGAAUUGCUAGCUGUUCCCAACAACUAUAAGGUGAUCUUUGUACAAGGAGGUGGGUGUGGCCAGUUCAGUGCUGUCCCCUUAAAUCUGAUUGGCCUGAAAGCUGGAAGGUGUGCCGACUAUGUGGUAACUGGAGCUUGGUCAGCUAAGGCUGCGGAAGAAGCCAAGAAGUUUGGGACCGUGAGCAUUGUCCACCCUAAACUUGGAAGUUACACAAAAAUUCCAGACCCAAGCACCUGGAAUCUCAACCCUGACGCCUCCUAUGUGUACUUCUGUGCAAAUGAGACUGUGCACGGGGUGGAGUUUGACUUCAUACCUGACGUCAAGGGAGCAGUGCUGGUCUGUGACAUGUCCUCAAACUUCUUAUCCAGGCCAGUGGAUGUUUCCAAGUUUGGUGUGAUUUUUGCCGGUGCUCAGAAGAAUGUUGGCUCUGCUGGCGUGACGGUGGUGAUCGUUCGUGAUGACCUGCUGGGGUUUGCCCUCAAAGAGUGCCCUUCAGUCUUGGAAUACAAACUGCAGGCGGGGAACAACUCUUUGUAUAACACACCCCCAUGUUUCAGCAUCUACGUCAUGGGCAUGGUUCUGGAAUGGAUCAAGAACAAUGGCGGGGCCGCAGCCAUGGAGAAGCUCAGCUCUGUCAAAUCCCAGAUGAUUUAUGAGAUUAUUGAUAAUUCCCAAGGAUUUUAUGUAUGUCCAGUGGAGCGCCAGAACAGAAGCAGGAUGAAUAUUCCGUUUCGCAUUGGCAAUGCCAAAGGAGAUGAAGCUUUGGAAAAACGAUUUCUUGAUAAGGCAGUGGAACUCAACAUGAUCUCCUUGAAGGGGCACAGGUCAGUGGGAGGCAUCCGUGCCUCCCUGUAUAAUGCUGUCACAACUGAAGACGUUGAGAAGUUGGCCGCCUUCAUGAAGAAUUUUUUGGAGAUGCAUCAGCUGUGAGCACACUGCUGUGAACACCACGCAGAGUCUAGAGUA